Molecule: messenger RNA, 402 nt
Organism: Prunus armeniaca (apricot)
Lineage: Eukaryota; Viridiplantae; Streptophyta; Magnoliopsida; Rosales; Rosaceae
Source: the annotation of a GenBank genome assembly
AUGAAGAAGAAGAAGCUGCCUUGGGGCAUGGUUUUUCCUUGGGUUUUGAAGGCACUUCCUUUCCAAUUACAACACCAUGUUGUUUUGAACCCUUUGGUGGAGAAGCAGAAAGGGUCUUCUGGUUUUUGUUUUUGUGGGGAUCUGGGUCGUGGCUUGGGCUUGAAACACUUUAUGGUGGAGCUUGGAUGGCAAACCAGAGCAGCCAGAGAAGCAGCAAUCAGGCACCUUUCCACCAUGUUUGUCUUUGUGAAAGUAACCAUUGCUGUGCACCAAAGUGCACUCAAAAGAUUUUUAAAACUCAGAUUCAAGUAUGAUUCUCAAACCUAUCAAUUGCAUCCAAAUGCAAUCAAAUCAUGGCCAUCAAAAUUAUUUAUCAUCCCUGUUGUAUGUCGUACAAUGUAG